AUGCCGAAAGUAGUUUCAAGAAGUAUAAUAUGUUCCGAUACCAAGGAUCAAGAAGAAUAUAGCGAAGAGAAACCGUUGCAUAUUUAUUACUGCUUAUGUGGGCAGAUGACAUUGAUUUUAGAUUGUGCCAUAGAAAAAUUGCCUCUGAGAAAAAGAGAUGGUGCGCGAGUUAUCGAUGGAAGUAAACAUGCUCACAAAAUGACUUGUGAACAAGAUGAAGUUGUAUAUUUAAAACGUUCUGAAGGCAUAGAAAAACAAUAUCGUCAAAAAUGUAAAAAAUGUGGUCUCUUUCUUUAUUACAAACAUGAUCAAGCAACAAAUAUUGUAUUUAUUGUAAAAGGUGCAGUAAUUAAAAGUUCUGGUGAAGGUCCAAUGACAGAUAUAUAUAAUCAAGUAGCUAUUGAAAAACCCAAGAAAAUAAUGGUAACCAAACACACAAAAAAUAUGGGAAAAUUCAGUUCUGUUACUGUUUCUACAAUUGAUGAAGAAGAAGAUGAAAUUGAAGCAAGAGAGGUUGCUGAUUCAUAUGCUAACAAUGCGCGAAUAAUAGAAAAACAAUUAGAGAGGAAAGGAAUGAAUAAACGCAAAGCUAUGCCUCCCCCUGAAGCAGAUCCAAAGAGAGCAAGACCUCGGGGAACGUUAUUAGAUGUAUGA
Messenger RNA from Habropoda laboriosa, 654 nucleotides. RefSeq names its product UPF0428 protein CXorf56 homolog. NCBI's taxonomy places the organism in Eukaryota, Metazoa, Arthropoda, Insecta, Hymenoptera, Apidae. The record is from RefSeq and is a predicted model, not a curated record. The transcript is spliced from 4 exons. Bases 1 to 654 code for a protein of 217 amino acids.